AAUUAAGGGCUUCCCCAAAUUCACAUGAAGCUUAAGUUUCUUGAGGACAAGGACUAUCUUAUUUGAUCCAGGACUCAGCUGUGAUAAACCAGUGGUCCUAUUUCCAUUCCUGUUUGUGAGAGCUUGGGAGGGGGGUGGUCCAGAGGUUGGGUAGGGAGUGGUCAGAUGAAUAGGAACCACUAGGAACACAAACUGGAAAGAGAAACUGAGAUGCCAUUGCCGAUGGCAGAGAGGACACAGAUGCCAGGCAGGUAGAAAUGGCAGUGCCCGCUCCUCUUUGAAUCCUUAACACCAGUCCUAGAGUAGGCUUUCAAUAGUAUCUGAAAAUAAAUGAAUGGAUCUGUACUGUUCUUUCAGUCGAUGUCACAUUCAGAGCAUGGAAAUAUCAUGGGGACCAUUAAAGAUGGUGAAGACCUCACGGGGGAGGUUGGACUUAGGUUGGCUUGAGGUAGAGAGUAGACGUGAAGAAGGAGGAGGGCUCCUAUGUAGAGGGAACUUUGGACAAAGGCAGAUGCACCUGGAAUACUUAACCUCGUCAACUGCUGCAAUUUCCUUGACUUCUGUAAUAUCUUGUCUGCCCUCCAAAUUCCUGAACUGAGGGAGGGUUUUCCUCACUAAGCCAGUGCCAGGAAAACCAAGGCAUGAUUCUUGUUAGCUACCCUUGUACCCAUCUCGGCCACUGUUUGUGGACCUUGAGUCUAACUUGUUAACUGCUUUGAUUUGCUUACAUUAUUCAUGCAUGUUGAGACAUUGGUGUUUGGGCUCACCCAACUGGAGUUUCCUUCCAGGUUAACAUGUUUGUUGAAGGAUUCCACGAUGCCAUCCUCCUCUAUGUUCUGGCUUUACAUGAAGUACUCAGAGCUGGUUACAGCAAGAAGGAUGGAGGGAAAAUUAUCCAGCAGACUUGGAACAGGACAUUUGAAGGUAUUGCCGGGCAGGUGUCCAUAGAUGCCAACGGAGACCGGUAUGGGGAUUUCUCCGUGAUCGCUAUGACAGACCCCGAGGCAGGCACCCAGGAGGUCAUUGGUGAUUACUUUGGAAAAGAAGGUCGUUUUGAAAUGCGGCCAAAUGUCAAAUAUCCUUGGGGACCUUUAAAACUGAGAAUAGAUGAGACCAGAAUUGUGGAACACGCAAACAGCUCUCCUUGCAAAUCAUGUAAGUUUAGAGACUUAAUUUGCUCUGCUUUUCACCGUCUGCACUAUCACCAUGAUGCAAGUUUAAAAGACAGAUUCUAUCCAGGAGCUCAUAUUCUGAAAGUCCACCUUCCUUUUUCUGAUGUGGAGAUUACAGACCACAUGGAAGAUGUUUCUAGGAGAGCAAGUAGAUGGGUGAGGCAACUCAAACUGUUCCAUGUUAUUGCUGAUGCAGCUAUCCUGGGGACCCCUGAAAGCACCGAGGAUGUUUAG
Leptonychotes weddellii (Weddell seal) is the source of this 1406-nucleotide messenger RNA. Lineage: Eukaryota; Metazoa; Chordata; Mammalia; Carnivora; Phocidae. The record is from RefSeq and is a predicted model, not a curated record.